Pieris macdunnoughi is the source of this 213-nucleotide messenger RNA. NCBI's taxonomy places the organism in Eukaryota, Metazoa, Arthropoda, Insecta, Lepidoptera, Pieridae. The record is from the annotation of a GenBank genome assembly.
AUGUUAAAUGGUGAUGAUGAUGAGCCGAUCCCAGUCUGUGUGGGAACAAGAACCCAUCAGGCCACAUUUAUCUCAAGCCGUUCGACAUUCAGUAAGACUCAGGACCGCGCUGAAGAAAUACUCGGAGAAUCACAACUUACGCCAACUCUCGAAGUCGAUGGUACAGAUAAGCUGGAGCCCGAGCCUCGCCCUCUUGGGUGGCGGGCAUGCUAA